Molecule: messenger RNA, 2112 nt
Organism: Daktulosphaira vitifoliae (grape phylloxera)
Lineage: Eukaryota; Metazoa; Arthropoda; Insecta; Hemiptera; Phylloxeridae
Gene: mol
Product: dual oxidase maturation factor 1
Exons: 9
Coding region: 275-1591 (438 amino acids)
Biological process (GO): protein transport
Cellular component (GO): endoplasmic reticulum membrane
Source: RefSeq, a predicted model, not a curated record
UGCUCCGAGUCAGCCUCAUCAGUAUCCGCUCGGGAUCCAAUCGUCGCGCGCGUUAAAAUACUCAGUGACCAUCAUGCCAAGCUGUACGUUAUCAACAGUAGCCGGUAAAACAUUCAUACUCGAUACGCUAAUGUUAAGCCAUUAGUUUGUUAUGUGAAGUGUUAAAAUUUUAAUCUAUUAAAUUUAUUUAUUAAAAAGUUUCUUUUAAUUUAAAUUAAUUUUAUCAUCGUGAGACAAAAACUUUCUUGGAUAUUGUCAAUUUUAUAGGAUCAGAAUGACGUGGCUGAGAAGCGACGGAGGGCCCGUGUUUUACGGUUACAGCAACCGCACAUCUGUCACGGGCGACGUGCAAAUCAUAACCACCUGUUUGGUGUUCGGCACGAUUUUCGCCGCUUUCCUCAUCAUUUUCCCGGGAGUCCGAAAGGAAAGGUUCACCACCUUCAUGACUGUCACCUUGAGUCUGUUCGUCGGCAAUGCUAUAAUGGUAUCUAUUUUAGGAUCCAGUUGGCAUGUAGCUAGAACAGUGAUCACUAGUACAUACAGAGCCUUAUCCAAGGAACUAAUUACUGCCGAACUAGGCGCUUAUGUUGGACUGAGUCAUAUUAACAUAACACUUAGCGCACUUCCGAGCGAUAAUACUUUCGUUCCAAUAGAAGAUAUCAAUUUCAAUGAACGUUUUUCGUGGUUAGGAGCUCAUGAAAUGGGCGAGAGUUAUCAAGCAGCAUUGUAUCGAGGUCUUCCUUUCCCCAUAUUGACCGUUGCUGAAUACUUUAGUCUUGGUCAAGAAGGUUUUGCCUGGGGAGGACAGUACAGAGCUGCUGGCUACUAUGGAACCAUAUUCUUAUGGACGGCUUUCGUGUUAUGGUUCUUAAUGAACGUUCUUCUAGUGGUAGUCCCUCGAUAUGGGGCUUACACUAUGAUAGCCACUGGUAGUUUUAUGGUUGCUGCAGCAGUUGCUUACCAUUGCAUGCUUCCGUGGGUUCCACUAGUCAUACGUUUUCAAGAUGAUACGUUUUUAAUUUUUAAAUUAGGCUGGUGUUUUUGGUUGACUUUGUUAACAGGUCUACUAUGCAUAGGCAUUGGACUGAUAAUUGUGGCGGUGGAUUGUGUUUAUCCACACAAGUUCUCAACUAUACUAGAAGUUGACUUUGACACGCCCUACGAUCGACAUAUCAUAAUUGAAGAUAGUAGUACUCGAAAAAAACGAGUGGGUAAAAGUUUAGAAGAACCUGAGGGACUAGGUCGCAGAAUCUUAAGACGCUUAUCAUCCAAAAAAGACGAUGAGACCAAUGGUCCUCCUAAACUUUCUGGUAUGGAAAAUCGAGGAUUCGAGCUGGACCCACCACCACCAAAUUCUCCAUGGAGAUUUCCAUACAACAGACCGGCUUUGCAAGGUGUCAAGUUCAAUCGCAGUAUGUCACAAGACUCCAUAACUAGCCAAGUUUCCAAUUUAGCAGUAUCAUUUAAUAAUCGUGACAAAAGUCGAUUAUCGAUACUGAAAAAUUCAUCGUCUUCUAUAAGACCUAUGUCCAGUAAUCCACAACAAGCAACAACUGUUGUUGACAGAGCAAAAGAAGUGUCGAUGUGGUGAACACAAUAAUCCGAGUAAAAUAUGAAGUGCCACGCAAAUUGAUUUGUGAAAACUCAACUCAAGUCUGAACAUAGACAUAGAUAUAAUAUAUAAAUAUAUAUAUUUGUAUAAUAAUAAUUAGUAUUAACGAUGAAAGUCAUAUCAUAAAUUAUACGCAACACGACAAUUUUAGAUAUUAAUACGUUUCUUUAAAUAUUACUAAUUAUGUAAUCAGGUUUCUGUGAUAAAAAACCGGAUUACAAAAAAAAUUAAUACAAUUUCAAAUAUGUAUUUCAUAUUUAUUAAGAUCAAAAUAUAAAUAAAAUAAAUGUAGAGAAAUAAGCCAAGGUAAUGCCAAUUAGAUGUGGAUAAUUUUUUUAUUAUACUUAGGUACUAGUGUUUAUUUGUUACCUAAACCUAUUUAUUUAUUAUUAGUAUUAAGUAAAUUUUUUAUAAAUUGAAUGUUUGCAAUUACUAUAAUUGUGAUAUAAUAUUUGCUUUUUGAAUCAAAAUAAAAUAAAAAAAAUAUAUUUCAUAAUAAA